Molecule: messenger RNA, 903 nt
Organism: Penicillium manginii
Lineage: Eukaryota; Fungi; Ascomycota; Eurotiomycetes; Eurotiales; Aspergillaceae
Exons: 1
Coding region: 1-903 (300 amino acids)
Source: RefSeq, a predicted model, not a curated record
AUGAACAACAUUGACUAUGUGGAGACUCGCCCUCGAUUUCAUGAUCAUGUUUACUAUUCAAAAGACCUCGACGACUCGGAACUAGCGGAUCUCCCCGUCCUUGGGAUCCUCCAUUUCACUUUUCAACCUGGAGUUGACGUUUCCCAUCCGCAGCAGUGCCCUGCAACUGUAUUAUGGAAGAAGUCGUUGAAAUAUGUAUCGACAAUUCCUGGAUUUGAAAGGCUAUUUUGGUCGCCAGUGAACGAUAACGACGCCUCGUCAUGUCAGCAGGUCGUCGUCUUAAUCCAGUGGAAAGGCGUCUGUGGAUGGAGACAUUUCCAAAUUUCCCUCGGAUUUAGUAUGAUGCUAGGCUAUAUCACAGAAGCCUCGAACCGUUGUAUCCAACAUACUCUGCCGCCCGAAAUUCCUCGCUCAUGUUAUCUGGAGCUAGUAUCUUUUCGAUUCCCAGAUGGUAAAACGAACUUCAAAGCUGAAUGGGACAGCACAUUUUCACUGUUUAAUGGAGGUGCUUUAGCCGUGGCCGGAUUAUUACACGCCAGUGGAGAGUGGCUAGAAAGAGACAUAGAUACCGAGGAUUACUUCUUCGCUGGUCUACUUUUCUGGAACUCAGGCACAGGGUUUGGAAAUCGGAGCAUUUUAGCCGGUCACAUAGCUUCCCUCGUGGAAAAUGGUUCUUCAACAGUGUCGGUAUACACAAGCGAGUUGAGAUUUGUCUCAGUCGACGAUGCCUCUAUACUUCAGUCCUCCGACUCUUUCACGGGCUGUGAAAUCUCCAAAAUCAGACAUGCGGCCUUUCAAAAGCCCGUGCACCCAAGAUACAGCCUUGAUGAAGAUAUUUCGCCGGGUUUCAAGGACAUUUACCAUAAGAAAAGUAUGAGCAUGGCGAGGAUAAAGCCCCCCUGA